Mesorhabditis spiculigera is the source of this 1341-nucleotide messenger RNA. Lineage: Eukaryota; Metazoa; Nematoda; Chromadorea; Rhabditida; Rhabditidae. The record is from the annotation of a GenBank genome assembly.
AUGGGAUUUUUCUCGAUGCACUUCUACCUCACUUAUACAAAUUCGAAGAUCGUCGAGAAGAUGAGCAAUGGAAAAGGGAGCGCCAAGGGAUACCAGUUAUCUAUGCGAUACCAGAUUGAGGAGAAUUUGAGGUCACUGAAGCUACUUCGCUACUUCGUGGCCUGGUCCGUUGUCGUGAACAUUGUGUUGAUGGGCUGGGUGGGCUGGCCGUUACUUGCCUUUAAUGAGAAUGAGCUGGAUUCUCAAGUCAUGAUGACAUGCCUCGAGUUGCUGAACGCAUGUGCAAUUUUUGCUUUUACUCCUAUUAGCCUGCUCACCGUCGCCGAGUGGCGAUAUCAAUUUUUGAUGCUAUUGGGCAAGAGACAAACCACCCGCCCUCAGGAUAUGACGAAAAUGUCCACAACAACCGCCGAAGAUCCACUUUGCGCCGCCGUCGCUAAACUAACUUUCGGGACAUGGUACAUCUGGCAGACCAUCUUCAAAGCCGCCCUCAGCUCGGGUACCGUACUUUUUGUGGCAUAUAUGUUUGCGCGGAAACUGAUCUGGAUCCAUAAUGAAGUGCAUAGCCUAAUCGGCUUCAAAUUGCUCAUCGUCGCCAUCUACGCGCUGAUAAAUGCGAUUACACAUGGCUGCUGCAUGUUCUCAAUGUCUAGCACGAUUCUACUCUUGUUAUUCGAGCGCUCCUUGGCUAUUCACCCCAGUAUUACCGAAAAAUUUUGCCACCGACUGACGCGGCUAUUUGUGACCUUUGAGAUCUGUUUCUACGUGUACAUUGCCGUCGGGUAUAAUAAUGCCGAAUACGGGCAUAACCUGAGUAUAUUGCAUUGUCUGCAGGAAACUAUGUAUACCGAACCCUUCAUUAACGACCUCAACCUGGUGGUCAUUUGCAUCGACGUGCCGACAAUGUUCUACGGGUUAUUAUUCAAAUUUUUUUGCGAGUACCGGUUGAAAAAGCGAAACCGCCGCAGUCUACAGCACACCUACCGGAUACGAUAUUCCCUCCUCGUCGUCAAUUCAUUUCUACCCGUCAUUUUCUUCCACUGCCUGGUGAUAGCUUUUCAAAAUAUCAUCUACUUUGCGUGGCCCUGGUAUGCCGGUGCGGUGACGGAUUAUGUGGAGAUGAAGAAUAUUGAUGGGUUGACAUAUAUAACACCUUAUUACAUCGUGGUGAUGCCGAUUAUGUAUCGAGUAGCGUUGCAGAGAUUGCGUGAAAGGAGAGAACGUGAAUUCGACGAGGCAAGAAGCCCACGACUCGAUGGGAAAGUCGCACCGCAUGGAGAAAUCUACCGUAAUCUUUUGGCUUCGGCUUGGGCGGUGCCGACGAGUAUUUCAAUAAGAAAA